AUGCCCUUACCCGCGGAUAUGGAGAUGUUUCAGGAUCCUCCACUACGAGUCCUGAACUGGACAACAUCUACGCGAGACACCGCAUUGUACGGUAUACACCAUCCAGCUUUCCGACAUCUUACCUUUUUGAGACUCGGCUUACGUUAUCCCUUACCAUCUUCGAAUGGACCCGUCUACUUACCAGACAUACGCUGCCUUUUCCUCGACUUACUCGUAUCAGCGCCAGUCAAGGGGGGCGACUCUCUUUCUACCUGGAGAUUCCCAAAGCUCGCCAUUCUUGAGAUUACUGCGACCUCGAGGUAUCAAGGGGACCAGCAGGGCUUUGCCCUCGAAGACGCUGCCGCCUUUAUCGACGCGCAUGCAGCUACAUUGGAGGAGAUAUCAGUCAGAGGACCAGAGAGGAUCUCGAUGGGAGAGAGGUGGAGGACGCUGCCCAGGUUGGCCGAAUAUCACUUUCAUAGCAUCGAGGAUUUGGCGGCAGAAUUACCCGACUUGGAGAGCCGUUGGGCGAAGGGACAUAAUAGUCUUUCUAUUCUCCCCCGCAUCCGUGUGGUAUUCGACGAUAUUUUCAUAGCAAAGGGCAGUAUCACCACCAUAGCUGCCUCCUUUCGCCAAUACCCUACGACCGUCGCUCGGCUCGAUGGCUCAAUUGCGACGACGUGGAAGGACCUCGAGAUCCGGAUCGGUGAAUCACUCCUCUCGAGUCGCGGCACCUUCUUUGGCCUGAUGCAGCAGACCCACUUGGCGGUCUCUGACAUAGAAGGCUAUUCAUUCCACUGCAUUUCAUAG
This is a messenger RNA of Serendipita indica DSM 11827, 789 nucleotides long. The record is from the annotation of a GenBank genome assembly. Lineage: Eukaryota; Fungi; Basidiomycota; Agaricomycetes; Sebacinales; Serendipitaceae.